AUGAUCAAACCAUCCUUUGCAGUUAUUGAAUCUUCUUCAAAGGAAACCAAUGAUGUUCAUACUCAUCUCAACUACUGGGAUGCCCCUCCCCAAGUCCCUAUCACGAUUGACUUCACGCACCCCGAUGGGCAGCAAAGGUUCGCCGAGACAGAUAAGCUCCAGAGGCCAUACCCAGUGACUAUUCACGAUAUCCGCGGCCACGAGGCGGAGUAUACCCUAGGCACUCAUGGGUUUCAAUACGUCCGCGACGAAGUUCCAGAGCUCGGUGUGGAUGAUUGGUCUGAUCAGAAGAAAGUCACCGACGUUCUGAUCCCUCAUUCCGAACGGCUUAUCCGAAAUGUUACUGGCGCAAAAGAAGUCAUAACAUUUACACAUCGCAUUCGCUGCUUUGCUACCGACGAGGAGAAGCUCGCUAACAACCGAUCCCCCGCGCAUAGUGUGCACUUGGACUUCACUGUUGCUGGUGCAUUGCAGCACCUGGAAACUGUCCUGCAGGACCCGGAGAGAGUGAAAGAAGUCCUACGGGGACGUGUUAUGGUCAUCAAUGUAUGGCGCCCGCUGCGAAAAAUCAAACGAGAUCCUCUUUCUGUCUGCGACUGGAGGUCCGUGAAGUGCGACGAAGACUUGAUUCCCUAUCAGAUGGUCUUCCCGCACGGACAGAAUGAGCUCGGUAAGGUCAGGUUCACUGAGCGACAUAGAUGGUAUUAUCUCGGGGGUCAGGAAACAUCUGAGCCUCUAGUUUUCAAACAGUUCGAUAGUGGGAAUGGGGACGAGGGUGGAUGGACUUUGCCGCACAGUGCGUUCGAGGUGCCAGGAAUGAACGAAGAAGAUCCCCGAGAGAGCAUGGAGAUCAAAAUGUUCGCAUUCUUCGACUGGGAUUGCCGGUCUAAGGAUUUCACGCCAUGUUUUUGA
Messenger RNA from Aspergillus steynii IBT 23096, 912 nucleotides. RefSeq lists its product as uncharacterized. Bases 1 to 912 code for a protein of 303 amino acids. The record is from RefSeq and is a predicted model, not a curated record. Lineage: Eukaryota; Fungi; Ascomycota; Eurotiomycetes; Eurotiales; Aspergillaceae. The transcript has 2 exons. Gene Ontology annotation, molecular function: oxidoreductase activity.